Closterium sp. Yama58-4 is the source of this 4158-nucleotide messenger RNA. NCBI's taxonomy places the organism in Eukaryota, Viridiplantae, Streptophyta, Zygnematophyceae, Desmidiales, Closteriaceae. The record is from the annotation of a GenBank genome assembly.
AUGGGGUAUAUAUGUGCAGUCGAAAAUGCUAUUGAAGGGGACAGAUGUGGUAUGGCUGGCGAAACCGGGCGAUUGACGGCGGUUGACGAAACGUCGCGCAAGCGGCGACUCUUGCAGGCGAAGAGAUUCGAAAAGAUUCGUGAGUCCCUGAGCAUCGACCAGGUCAGAAUGGCUGCUGCAUCGCCGAUCGAACAGCUGUCAGACGAUAUUCUCUCCGCUAUCCUCCAUCGCGUCGGUCGAUCCGACGGUCAGUUCCAGCACGCGCUCGUGUGCAAGAAAUGGCAUCGCAUCGCCCGUAGCGUGCACGACCACGUCCACAUUCGCGAAGAGCGUCGCAUGCGUCCUCACGAGCUGCUCGCGCUCUUCUCGUCAUUCCCAAGGCUUAGAAAGCUCGUCCUCGCCGUCGGCAGCAUCACCUCCGUCCCUGACUCCCUCCUCUCGGGGAUUGCCGACACGUGUCCAGAUCUGACGGACCUCCACGUCGAUUCGAUGGAACGAGAGUGCCGGCAGGGGGGAUUCACUGAGAACGCACUUUCGGAUCUCCUGGAGAAGUGCGCGCGGCUGGUGGGACUUCGUCUUCAUUGCCAGUCGAAUCUGACCGCCAUUCCCGCGUCAAUCGGCGGCCUUGCGUCACUCAAGAGCCUACAAAUCACCGACCGGGGCGAAAUCGCUCGCCUUCCAGACGCGUUCACCUCGUUACAGGCACUCGCGCAUCUCGUGAUUGAAAUGCGCGGCCUGGUUGAACUGCCUCAGGGCUUCGGCAAUCUGAGGCGGCUCAAGACGCUCCGUCUGAACGACUGCAUGCGUCUCAGUUCCAUUCCCGAUUCUGUCGGGCAGCUUACCGGCUUGAUGCAACUUUCCAUCAGCGAGUUCGAGAGGCUUCAGCUGCCCGAAUCCAUCUCCAAUCUUUCAUCACUACUGACCUUCGAAAUUUCCAACUGCCAUGACCUUUCACCGCUGCCUGAGGGGUUCGGGAACCUGCCGGCGCUUGAAACCCUACGUAUGGAGUAUGUGUGGGGGAUCACGAAUCUGCCCGCGAGUCUCGGGCAGCUGUCUUCGCUAACGGAUCUUAUCACCGUCCGCCUAACACUCCACCAUCUGCCUGACGACCUCGCUCUUCUGCCACGCCUGCACACGCUCAAGCUAGACGUUGGAACUGCCGUGCACCUGCAUCCCUCCGCAUACCUUGCCACCACACUCAAAGACCUCACGAUUGAAAACUCUGCAACUCUACCUUCUCUGCCCGAAGAAUUCGGGCAGUUGACUGCCCUGGAAGCCCUGCGCCUGAUUCACCUUUCCGAGCUCCACAGCCUGCCCGCAUCGCUGGGCAGCUUGAGGAGCCUCAAGGAGCUGAAGAUAUCCCGCUGUCCGGCGCUGGCACAGCUUCCAGACGGCCUGAGCCUGCUGUCUGCUCUCGAGCUGCUGGACAUCACUCACUGCCGCAAGCUGACAGCACUACCGCACGGCAUGGGGGAUGGCCUGCAUCGCCUGCGUAGACUGAUUCUGUUCGACUGCACAGCUCUCGCCCACCUCCCUCCAUCCUUCUCCGGCCUCUCCUCUCUUGAAACCCUAGAAAUCCAUAAUGCAACCAGCUUAGGCACGCUACCAGACGGGUUUUCCGACUUGACAAACCUUAAGGAGCUCUCUCUUCACUUCUUACCACACCUGCCCGCCCUGCCUGCCUCCCUCCCUGUCAUCGGCCGUUCUCUCACCCGCCUCGAGCUGCUCGGUUGCACGCACAUUACAGCGCUGCCAGAGGAAAUCGGAAGGCUGGGAGCGCUUGAAACACUCGUGCUCAUGAGUCUGCCCAACCUGAAGUCGCUCCCUCGCUCGCUGUGUCAGCUGCUGCAUCUGAAAAAACUGCAAUUGAAGUACUGCAGCGCGCUGCAGUCGCUGUUUGGGGAGGAAGACGAGGGAGGUGCAUCACAUGGCCGUGGGGUCGCAAGCACCCGCCUCGACGUACCUGGUCACUCGGGUAGCUGCAGUGCUGAUGGCAGCAGCAGUGCUGAUGGCAGCUGUUUGGGAUCGGGGGAGAGUGGCACGGGUGUGUCGCUCCCAUCCCUCAAGGAUCUUCGAAUAUGGGACCUUCCAGUGCAGCUGCUCGCUCCAUCACUGGGCUACUUCUCGUGCGUAACCAGCCUGGAAAUGUCGCAAAUGGAUCCACUUCGCUGCCUUCCAGAUUCCAUCGCUCGCCUCUCUCGCUUGCAGUCACUCACGAUCAACUAUGACAAGAGCCAGCUUGCUCUGCCAGAGUCAAUAGGGAAGCUGUCAGCGCUCACAUCUCUCAAAAUUGAUGGACUUGCGAGCUUGACGGAGCUGCCUGAGUUGCUCGGGCAGCUGAAGAAGCUUCAGGUGUUUAGAAUUGAGCAAUGCUGGAGCCUAACCAGGCUUCCCAAGUCGUUCCCGGAUCUCUGUAGUCUGGAGCAGUGUCAGUUGAAGGAUGUUGGAAUACCGUGCCUUCCAGAUGACUUCUGGAAGCUCUCUGCUUUGAAACAACUUUCGCUCUCGUCACUGCCCAAACUCCGCAGCCUGCCGGAAUCUUUUACCCAGCUGCCCGCGCUGGAGAAGUUGGAACUGUUCGAAUGCAAGCUGCUGACUCAGUUACCCUCGGGCCUUGGGCAGAUGCGGAAGCUGCAGGGAUGCAUCGUGACUAGCUUGCGGCGGCGGGAGCCACUCGUAAGGGUAGUGAUUCACGCAGCGACGCUGGACGAGGGAGAGCGCGUGGUGGAUGACUCGCAGGGCGGGGAGGAGGGAGAAGAAGAUGACUCGCAGGGCGAGGAUGACUCGCAGGGCGGGGAGGAGGAGGGAGAAGAGGAGGAUGACUCGGAGGGAGAAGGGGAGGAGGAGGAGGAAGAGGAUGAUGAUGGGAGCGAGGAUGACUCGGAGGGCGAGGAUGACUCGGAGGGCAAAGAGGGGGAGGGGGAGGAGGAGGAGGAGGAGGAGGAGGAAGAGGAAGAAGAAGAAGGGAAAGCUGGGACAGUGGAGGAGGAUGAGGGGAGUGAAGUCGAAGGGAGUGAAAAGGAGGCAAGAGAGGGGAACGAAGGGGAGGGGAACGAAGGGGACGGGAAUGAAGGGGAGGGGAACGAAAGGGAGGGGAGAGAAGGGGAGGGGAGCAAAAGAGAGGGGAAUGUAGGGAAUGGGGGCGAGAGGGAGGGGAGCAAAGGAGAGGGGAACGAAGGGGAGGGGACCAAAGGGGAAGGGAGUGAAGGGGAGGGGACCGAAUGGGAGGGGAACGAAAGGGAGCGAAGCGAAGGGGUGGGGAGCGAAGGGGAGGGGAACGAAGGGGAGGGAAACGAAGGGGUGGGGAACGAAGAGGAGGGGAGCGAAGGGGAGGGGUAUGAAGGGGAGGGGAGCGAAGGCAAGGGGAAUGAAGGGGAGGGGAGAGAAGCUGAAGACGAGGAGGACGAGCAAUGCACGGAUGGAGAGGUGUCUUCAAGUGCGCCCUCUCCCACAACCACAUGCCACCACCCAACUCUACCGGCCCUGCUGGCGACGUGCCAGGUGGUGUUGAGCUGGCGAUCUCUCAACGCCAGUCCAUCUCUCACUCCAUCCAUCGCGUUUGAGACGUUUCGAACCCCAAAACUGGAUGUGUCCUCCGCUUGCCUUACCCGUUCCCCUCUCCUCCCCUCUGCUUGCCUUACCCGUUCCCCUCUCCUCCCCUCCGCUUGCCUUACCCGUUCCCCUCUCCUCCCCUCCGCUUGCCUUACCCGUUCCCCUCUCCUCCCCUCCGCUUGCCUUACCCGUUCCCCUCUCCUCCCCUCCGCAAGCCAUUUUGCCAGUCUAUCUGCAGCCAGCUGCCAGCCAGGCUCCUCUCUGCAUCCACUGGCGCCCGUUCUUAAGUCCACUACAAAAUUGCCCGUGCUUCCCUUCCCUUUCCCCCUCUCUCCCCCCACGCGCAGCGAGCCCGUCUGCAGCCAGUUGCCAGGCUCCUCCCUGCAGCCAGUUGCCAGGCUCCUCCCUGCAGCCAGUUGCCAGGCUCCUCCCUGCAGCCAGUUGCCAGGCUCCUCCCUGCAGCCAGUUGCGCCGAUGCUGCGGCACUUCAUGAUGGCUGCGUGUGCAUCGCAGGCAUUCCAUGACAGUGUGGGAGCACUCACUAACAAGUCACGGCAGCUGCUGCGUCAAGUCAUUGUCUCCUGUGCUUCACACAAGCAGGAUUAG